GUCACAACACUCGAUUCGUCUUGUCCCGGGUUACCACAGUACCUACAUUUCUCAACGACGGCGAUUUUCCUCAAUUAGAAUAAACCUGAACAUUUACUUCAUAGACUGCGAUGUAGAAACAAUGGCAACUUCGACUACAUCAUAGUAGCGGGAGCCUGCCCUGCGUGCAGAGAGCAUAUCAAACACGCGAGCUCACAGUCUAUCAUGGACAAAAAAUUUGCUUCUGAGAAUUGCUCGAGUGAAUUUUAGGAACCUCCGUGCUUGUGGUGCAUUCGUGAAAUAGUCUCUCAUCUCCAGAGAUUUGUUUCAUCAGUUAGUGCAGAUUUGUGGCGAAGCUACGGUUCAAUGGUGACACCAAUCUCAGAACAUUCAACUAGUGCGUUCGAACCAGGUCAGUUGGUUUGGAAGCAGAUUUUUAUGCUUCGAGAAGAUGUUGUUUAGUGACUUUAAAACCAUCACUAAAUCGUAUGCUUUAGUUUCAAAUUCAAACCACAUCUUAUUGAAACUGUAAAACAUUCUUUGACAAGAUUGCAUAUAAUCAUAAGAAAUUAUACACGAAAAAACUUAUUUCAAAUUCUGGUGUAUAGUGGUUUUAAAUUUGCUCCUAAACAAUUCAAACGCUUUAAUCUCAAAAUGAGAUGUGACAUGCUUACCAUUCAUGGUAGUGACAACUAGUAUAAGUUUUGCAAAUAAAUUCCACCAAGGCUGCUGCACCUCAAUGUUCUUCCAUGCUUGUGUAGGAACUGAUACUAUCCCUGGUUUUCUUCUUUUUUAUUCUGUUUCUCCAUUACUUUUCCUUUCGGUACCGUUUGGUGGCGGGUGAAAUUUUCCACGAAGCACUGCCGAAGGAUUUAUACAUAAAUCACCAUAUUUAGUAAACUGGUUGACAGUUCCUUUCGGCAAGGGAACCGGAACUCGGAAAUACGAGCGAAAACGGUUGUCAAUGCGGCAGAUUCUGGGAUUCCUAUAGCAGCAGGAACUAAAGGGAGACAAAAAAAGGGGAGAGCUUCAUAGUCGGACUGCGUGUCUUAAUUUCUUGUUGUGAAUUGCGGGGGAGCACGCUGAAGACGAGAAAAUUGCGAUUGGCUAAUGAUCCGGGGAGUAGGGGAUGAGGUAGCGGUGGUGCAGGUAGGUGAGCCUGGAAGCAUGAAGCGGUUGUGAGUGUUGGCGUUUUGUGACGCAAGGAUUAGAGAGGGAGGAGGUGAUGAUUAUUGACGAGGUUCGCGACAGUGGAAGGAGUUAGGAUGGCGUUGGGUGUGCCUUAGGAGCUUUGUGCGUUUAGUUGUGCUUCGCAUUUACGAUGUUUUCUUUGAAGUCUUUGUGGCCGUGUGAGUGUGUAGUGAUAAUCGAUAAGAAAAGUUAGAGCGGGCGAUCAUCUUGUCGGAUAACAUUGGUGCAGAGCGAGGAGAGAUGUAGGAUGCUCGCGCUGAAAUGCUGACGCGCGGGACGUUUGUGAGUGGUAUCAUGACGAGAAAAAGAUAUAAGGGAGAGGCAUGUCGAGAAGUUCGCAAAAUGUGUGAUUGAGGAGAAUCAGGGGUUCGAGAGAGCGAGUGUCAGUUGUAUUAAGAAAUUUUUCAGAAGAAUAUGAGGUCAUUAGAGCAGAGAUGACUAGCCGAAAGCCUGCUCGACAUACGGGACGAUCCUGCUUAUCUUUUACUUGUAAAGUUUCUUGAAUGUUGGGCAAUAGGCCCUUGCAUGACCACAAAGUUCAGUUGUAUUCUGAUGAGCAAAUAAACCACUGGAGAUCGUUGGCAGGAUACAUUCCUGCUCUGCUUCUCUGGAAGCUUUUCAUUGCAUAGAGUAAUGGAUUGUACCGUAGACGGUCCUCAAUUGUAGAAAUUUUCGAGAAUUGCAGUGUGAAGGGUCUUUCGGCAAACAUAAACUGAUGUAAAGGGUUAAGAGCUUUAGGCAUUUCUGAAUAGAUUUGUGAGGAAGGUUGCAUAUCUCUUUCCUCACUUCCACGUGUUAAUUAGAUGCUCAAAGAGGUUUUGGAUUUACUUGAAGGAGCAAGUGCAAGUGUGAGUGCUACAAGGAUCUCACAGAAGCAGAAACCGAAAUGAUCAAGAUUGUAAUGCAAGUCGGCGCAAAUGACAUUUGAAUCAGAAGAAGCAUGCACACCAAAGAAUUAUGAGGGAUUCGGGUGCUUAACCACGUGGCUUUCUUUGAGCAGAUUGGGAACGCUUAGUUAUAUGUUGACGUCGUUAGCAGUUUCUCCCUCACUGACAUGGUGACAGUGGCUGUCUUCAAGAGAAGCCGAGGUGAAGUCUGCUAAUAAUACGAGCAAUGGAUUUUUUACGCUGGGAGUUACGUAGCUGGCGGACUCAAAAACAGCCAAGACUCAGGUCAAUCUUUACAGAGACAAAGAAGGUUGCCAAUUUCUUGCAGCAAUCUUGGAAACGUGGCGCAUUGUUUAUACUGGUGUUGGCGCUUAUGCCAGUUCUGUUCCCGUUGGCUUUGUUCUCAAGCUUCGUGGGAUUCAUUUACUCGAUUCCUCUUCUCUGCGGAGCCGCUAUUUGUUACACCCUCUUCUGCGGUUUUUAUCGUUCUUUCAGCAUCACAGGAUUGUUUAGUCCUUUCAAAUACCUGCUUGAAGGUCUCAGUUCAGAUUCACAAUCUACUGAGGCUCGUGUGCCGCGUAAAGAGCAUGUCAUUAAACAGGUCGAAAGUAGGCAACACGAAGCUGUGUUGAAGUCUUCCGCAAUUGUCGUAGAAGAUGCGCAAGUCAAAGACAGAGCGUCCAGCGCUAGAACAACAUUGCAUCUCGAUUGCGAACUUCUUGUGAAUGAGAGAGACGAAGCUGACAAUCUUGAGUUUCGAAAUGUGUUCAAAAUGAACAUCCCCUCUGAAGUUAAUGGCAAGAUCAGUGGAUUUGGUGCUGAACCGAGACCUUCUGCAAAUUGUCAUACUCAUCCAGAUAUCAGACUUCGAGAACGCUUAUUGUAUCUCUCAUUGCCCAAGUUCAAAAACGAGGACCGCACUUGUUUUGGUAGAGUCCAGAAUGACUUUACGGAUGAAGCUCAUAGGGGCGAAGCAGGGGAAAUAACAAUAGAAAAUUUUGGGAUGGACAUUGAACGAGCUUCAUGCUCAAGUUUGCUUGCACCAGGGGAGGAACCCAAGAGCUUUUCAGUAAGGGCUAAUUCCCAUCCAGUAGUAUCACGGUUUUCUGAAGGAAGGAAUGGUGGCAAUUCAAAAGUACUCGGCUGCGAGACUUUCGAGGGGCGAGAUUAUGACACAGGUCAUGCAAGGUAUUGGAGAGAAGAAGUCGAGGACUCUGUCUCGUCCUUUUACUCGUUUGCGAAGGUAACACAUCACAUGGGAAAUCGGAAUUCAGAAGCUUUAAGAGAUGUGGCAUGUCUCAAUUCAUUUAAAAACGAAUCCAAAAAGAUUAUGAGAAUGAACGACCAGGAUGAUAUGUGUCUGCUGGGGUGCGCUACAGCAGAUGCAUUCUCAGCAUCGCAAGUGCCCAAUUUGAUAAGAUGCAAGGAGAUAUUAGUUGCUGGUGAGAACGGAAGAACUGGUUCAACUCAACCGUUUGCUAUAUCACCUCGCACACAUCAGAAGCGGCUUGUUUUCAGCAAUGAUCGUAAACAACGUUCUGUUAGUACUACUUUCUCCUCAGACUACACUUGGCCAUCAGAAUCUUCUGAACAGGAUUCUGAGCUGCUGUCAACUCGAGGAACUGCACAUGAAGAAGUAUGCGUAGAUACUGCUUCAAGCACAGCCCAAUAUGAGACCAAGUUUGUUCCAGAAUCUGGCGGCGUUCUUGAUCCAUCUUCUUCUACAUGUCCAAGUUUUUCUCCAACCUCUGAUCAAUUGGCGGAGGAUUGGGAGACCCGACGAAAAAGAUGGGAAGAGGAGUCGACGCCAGGAAGCUUGGUGCCCUUCGUGCCAUUUGUGGAAGCUCGUCCUGUUGAAGCGCGGUCCAUGUGCAAUCCAUUGUUCGAAUUUUCAACACCAUCACCGCCUCUCAGAAAGCUCAAUGUACGAGGUAAGAGUUACCUAUCCGAUUCUUCUUCAUUCCAGACACCCUCUCAACAUCAACAAAGGCUUCGAAAAUGCAAGAGUAGCAAGUAUACUGAACGUCGUGAUAGUGAAGUCAUUGAUUCGGCAUCAACUUCGAGACGCCAUAAUCGAUCUUACUCAGCUUCAUUCAUGGAGAACAUGGAGCCUUAUUCUGGAGAAUUCGAAGGAUUGUUAGGUCUAUGGCGGAAGAGAGACAAAACCACUCACUCGGUAGCUUCAUCCCCGAGAGAUUCGCCAACUGCAACGUCGCCUGCAGAGGUUGCGCACAAGAUACGGCAGGACCUCAACACUAUUCAAAUGGUAAUUGGCCAGAAAAUCCCGCCUCAAUACUCUCUGUGGAAAGAAGUAGAGACUUUGAGUCAGAUGAUUAACAUGAAGCUUCCUUACAUGGGAGAUAUUUCAGACUUGAGUAAAGCUAGACAGGGACUGGAUCUCCUGAAAGUUGUAAUCGGAGUCCGAUGGGAUGUUGAGUUGUAAACGACGGAAAUAGAUGAGUAGGAAGCAAACGUGUUUCGGAACGCACAACAGACUUUUUAUGUAGCUGGAGGACCAUUGUGUGCUUUCAAACAAUCCGAUUCUGUGAUCUGCAAUGUAAAUACUCGACACUCGACCAUGGUCAACUAGCUCUGAGUGACCUUACCAAAUCCUAAAACAAACCACAAGCGUUCGCGAUUCUGAGCUGAAUAUUAUAGUUCCAAUAGUCCGAUCCGAAAGUGCUUCCGAAAUCUGUUGGCUUUUCCUUCAAGAAACAGCUCUAGAUACGGAGAUGUCCAUGGAAGCAAUUCACACAUCCUGCAACUUCAGGUUUGGUUUUCGCCAGUUCGUUCA
This is a messenger RNA of Physcomitrium patens, 4851 nucleotides long. RefSeq lists its product as uncharacterized. Lineage: Eukaryota; Viridiplantae; Streptophyta; Bryopsida; Funariales; Funariaceae. The record is from RefSeq and is a predicted model, not a curated record.